Molecule: messenger RNA, 1029 nt
Organism: Diabrotica balteata
Lineage: Eukaryota; Metazoa; Arthropoda; Insecta; Coleoptera; Chrysomelidae
Source: the annotation of a GenBank genome assembly
AUGUCUAUGCCAUCUUGGAUAACGAGGGAGACCUUCCAGAAGAUCCUGACAAAUUAUUUUAAAGCCAACACGAUUGAUGUUAUAUCAUUCACGUCCAAAGACGCUUGCGGAGCAGGUGAAAACUACACCAGUGAUAUAUUUAGAACUACUAUUACAUUUAGAAAAAAUAAGGGGGAAAUCGAACUAUUGUCAGUAAUAGUAAAAUGUAAUAGUGCAGAUGGAACAAAACGAAAUUUAGCAGAAGUUUGGAACUUGUUUGAUAAAGAAGUUGAAAUGUAUAAAAGUACUCUGACUGUAAUUCACAAUUUGCUAAAGGAUGAAAAUACAAUUAGUUCAAGGUGCUAUUACACUUCUCUUACACCACAUGCGUUAAUAGUAAUGGAAGAUUUGUCAGCAAGUGGCUACAACAUGCUUUCCAGGCAGCUUGGAUUUAACCUAGAAAUAUCAAUUAAAGUCAUGGAGAAAAUGGCAAAGUUGCAUGCAGGAUCUAUUCUUGCAUACAAAAAGAAUCCAGCAAUAAUGAAAAGCUACAGUACAGGGUUACACAAUGAUGCUGACGAACUCGUUAGAAAAUGGGUAAAGAAUGGAUUUUCAGCCCUUGCCGAUGCUUGUUUAACUUGGCCAGGUUUUGAGCAGUACGGACAAAAAUUGAAAAUGUUAGGUGACCAAGCAAUGGAGAGAGGGUUUCAGGCUAGUAAAAGAAAACCAGGUGGUUUCCACGUUCUUAAUCAUGGAGAUACGUGGGUAAACAACAUGCUGAUAAAAUAUGGGUCCGAUAAAAGUGUUGCAGAUGUAAAAUUUAUUGACUUUCAAAUGGCAAUUUUUACAAGUCCAGCUAUUGAUCUUCAUUUCUAUAUAUCAUCGAGUCCAGACACAAACGUAAAAUUGGACCAUUUAGAUCUACUGUUAGAUAUAUAUUACUCCCAUUUAAUUGUCAAUUUAUCAAGAUUGCAUUAUCCUCUCAAUAAAGUACCCACUAGAGAGGAAUUUCUUAAAGACGUUUAUGACAGAAACUUUUUCGGUAAGUGA